CAAAAUUUUUUUUUAAAGAGCGCACACUGUGAUUGAUGAUGCAGGUCUGGCAUGGAUCGGAUCUUCAUCCAGAGACAGAGCCAGAGUCUCCUGCUUUUGAACUUCCUGGGGGGGGGGAGAAAGUGUGUGUUUUACAAUGCGUGUAUCUAAUUGGUCACAGGUUUAUACUGUAUUUGAUAAGCGUUUCUGCCCAGCCCUACUAUUUUUCUAGAUUUUUUCUUGUCAAUCGUCCACUUCAAUCGACACUUCAAUCCACAGGCGCAACAACCAGUUGUAAAUGUAUCAGAUCUAAAAUAUGGCAGAACCCUUGCACCUCCUUGAAUCUAAUGCCUCUAUGAACAAAGGCAUUGAUGAUUCCCAAGGCUCGACAAUGAAUGAAAGCCUGAAUGAAAAUGUAAGAGGUACGGGGUUCAGUGGGCCCCCCCCCAUGCCCAUGUGUAACUGUGCAAUACCCAUGGACACCAUCUAUCAGGAAGAAACAAAACGUUCUAUGGAAAACAUAAAUGGUUCUAGGACCGACCCUGCAAGUCCUGACCUACCCCCUGAUAUAAAAAAGUUUGAUAGGAAACUCCUUUUUAAUAUUGUCUCAAGAGGCUGCACGGCAGAAAUGGAGGGACUCCUGCCUUUCUUGUUGCAUAAGAAGAAGCAGCUGACAGAUGAAGAAUUUUUAGAGGUGUGUUCUGGGAAGACGUGUUUGUCCAAAGCUUUAAUGAACCUGAAAGAUGGCAAAAAUGACACCAUCCCAAUGAUAAUCGACAUUGCUGAAAAAACUUGCAAUCUGCAGCAAUUUAUUAACUUGCCAUUCAAAGAUAAGUAUUAUUAUGGCCAAACUGCUCUUCACAUAGCAAUUGAAAGGCGCUGUAAACAUUAUGUUGAGUUGCUGGUAGAGAAGGGAGCUGAUGUUCAUGCUCAGGCCUGUGGACUUUUCUUUCAACCCAAGGAUGAAGGGGGAUACUUCUACUUUGGUGAACUUCCCCUGUCCCUUGCCGCUUGUACCAACCAACCUGAUAUUGUGAAAUAUUUAAUAGAGAAUGCCCAUAAUAAGGCAGACUUAUGUCGUCAGGAUUCACGGGGUAAUACAGUUCUCCACGCCUUGGUCGCUAUUGCGGACAAUUCACAGGAAAACACCAAAUUUGUCACCGAGAUGUAUGAUCAUUUGGUCAUUAAAUAUGCAAAGUUGUGUACUAAACGUAGCUUAGAGGCCAUCCUCCACAACGCCAGCAUGUCACCUCUUAAUAUGGCAACCAAACCAGGAAAAACAGAACAGGAAGCCCUGUGCUUGGAAGCCGUCCUCAAUAAAGAAAACAUGUCACCCCUCAUGAUGGCAGCCAAACUAGGAAAAAUAGGGAUAUUCCAGCAUAUCCUCCAACUUGAAAUGAAAGAUGAAGAAGCUCGGCAUCUCUCACGGAAGUUCCGGGAUUGGAAUUAUGGCCCUGUUUAUUCUUCACUUUAUGACUUGUCUAUGUUGGAUUCUGUAUUGGAAAUCUUGGUUUAUAAGAGUACAGCUAAGAACCGCCAUGAGAUGCUGGCAGUGGAGCCCAUAAAUAAACUAUUAGAAGACAAGUGGAAAAAGUUUGGAGCUGUUUUUUUCUACCUCAGUUUUAUUGCCUACCUCAUUAACAUGAUCGUCUUCACAUUAAUUUCAUAUUACCGACCCAUGGAAGGCAAGCCCCCUUACCCUUACACAGCCACGACGGAUCACUUGAGGCUUGUAGGAGAGAUCAUUAUUCUGCUGACUGGGAUAGUCUUCUUCAUUACGAACAUGAAAGACAUAUUUAUGAAGAAGUACUCAGGAGUAAAUUCUCUAGUUACUGACGGAUGGUUCCAGCUGCUUUACUUCAUCUACUCUGUGCUGGUCAUUAUCACAGCGGCUCUGUACCUUGCUGGUGUUGAAGCUUACCUGGCCGUUAUGGUGAUUGCCCUGGUCCUGGGGUGGAUAAAUGCUUUAUAUUUUACAAGAGGCUUGAAGCUCACUGGGAUGUACAGCAUUAUGCUUCAGAAGAUCCUGUUUAAAGAUUUGUUUCGUUUUCUGCUGGUAUACUUGCUCUUUAUGGUCGGAUUCGCAUCAGCUUUGGUAUCCUUGCUGAAUCCAUGCACCAAUGAGGAGAUAUGCAAUGAUGGACAAGAAAAUUGUACUGUUCCAGAAAAUCCUUCCUGUCAACACAGCAGCACAUUCAGCAAAUUAAUGCUAGACCUCUUUACACUGGCCAUUGGGAUGGGAGACCUCGAGAUGAUCAGCCAUGCCAAGUACCCUGCCGUCUUCAUCAUUCUGUUGGUGACGUACCUCAUCAUCACCUUCAUUCUCCUCCUUAACAUGUUAAUCGCUUUAAUGGGGGAGACCGUUGGUGAUGUGUCCAAGGAAAGCAAACAGAUCUGGCAACUGCAGUGGGCUACCACAAUCCUAGAUAUAGAGAGAUAUCUUCCAGGAUUCAUGAAGAAAGCCUUCCGCUCUGGGGAAAUGGUAAUCGUUGGGAAGAAACUGAAUGGGGACCAAGAUGAACGCUGGUGUUUUAGGGUUGAUGAGGUAAACUGGUCCCACUGGAAACAGGAUAUUGCCAUUAUUAAUGAGGAUCCUGGAAGGAACAACUUACAGAGAGAUCCACCAUCUGUGGAGGAGCUUAAAUCUGUCCAACCUUCAGCAGACUCCAUGUUGCUUCCUGAAAAAAAUCCUCAAGCCCAGGCUCAUAACCAAAGAAUGAAAAUGCUCAGAGCUGGACGGAUUAUCAAAUACAAAGCUAAAUAAAUGCACAGAGUAUUGCACCCCACUACUAACUGCUUGACUUUAGCAUUGUGGUGUUUUUAAAAAAACUUUUCUCAAUACCAUUUGUGUUAUCAGAGUUCUUUCACACAGGGAAACCUGACCAAUGUAAAAAAAAGUUACAUAGCUCAACUCUUUAAAUUCCACAGAUCAUAGAUUCUAUGAAGGUACCCAAGUGCAACAGAUCAUAGAUUCUAUGUUCAGAGGCACUUUACAGAUAAAAUUCCUGUGCUUGAUGCAAGACCCCUUUAGGCAAAGAGAAGAGCUGGAUUGAUAUUGAUUCCUUGGAUCCAAUUAUCUCAUUUGCCAAUGGCAACAAUGCCCAAGUAACAAAGAUGGCCACCACCAUUCCCUCUUUAACGCUAACCACCUAGAAUUGGCCUCACACCUCCUGUGCAUAUUGUAUUCAUUGGAGCCUUCGCCAGUGAGGUCCCCCUGCUGCUCAGUGCCUUUGGAUUUGGCUGCUCUAAAAAAAAAAAAACAUCUGACCACCUAAAAAUACAUAUAUUUAAAUCAAAAAAAGUAUCUAAAUGUUACUUUCUUAAAAAAAACAUCUGACCACCUAAAAAUACAUAUAUUUAAAUCAAAAAAAGUAUCUAAAUGUUACUUUCUUUUUACCUUUUCACAGUGGUUUUUGUUUUUCGGACAGCCAUGAGCAAACUUUUUGCACACAGACAGUAUACGUUUAAUUAUAUUUUAUUGUUUUAAUGUUUACUUUAAUAGGGUUUUUUGCACUAAAAAGUUCUUUGAUCAGUGCUCACACUUCUCCUGAGCAAAGGUUUUACUGUGAAAGAAUGAUCUAUUUAUUGAGUCAUUUUCAUUGAAUUGUUUUUAAAACUA
Messenger RNA from Xenopus laevis (African clawed frog), 3598 nucleotides. It is a transcript of the gene trpv4l.2.L, whose product is annotated as transient receptor potential cation channel, subfamily V, member 4 like, gene 2 L homeolog. Gene Ontology annotation, molecular function: calcium channel activity; monoatomic ion channel activity. The transcript has 17 exons. The coding region runs from base 296 to 2743 and encodes 815 amino acids. The record is from RefSeq and is a predicted model, not a curated record. Gene Ontology annotation, biological process: osmosensory signaling pathway; monoatomic ion transport; transmembrane transport. Gene Ontology annotation, cellular component: membrane; cilium; plasma membrane. Lineage: Eukaryota; Metazoa; Chordata; Amphibia; Anura; Pipidae.